AUGGACCGCUAUGAAAUCGUAAGACCAGCUGGACAAGGAGCAUACGGUAUCGUACUGCGGGCCAGGAUCAAGGAGAGCGGGAAAACGGUCGCCAUAAAGAAGAUGACGGUUACAUCGCGGAAUCGCUUGCAAAUAUUACGCGAGCUUUGUGCUUGGUUGGAUGUCUUCUGCUCUCGCGACUCGCUAUCACUGGUCACUGAAUUCGUGCCUUAUCACCUGAACGACAUCAUCACCGACCCCAGACGUCCUCAAGAUGAGGGAUUUCUGAGGCACUUCUUCAUACAGAUCAUCCAAGGAGUGAAGCAUAUGCACUCAGUUGGUAUAAUGCAUCGGAAUAGCUCAUCUGAUGAAAAGAGGUUACUGAUUCAUGUAUCCGAGAUGCAAUAUUUGAACGGAAGGAUCACCAAAACACGCAGAAGCCAUGAGAAACUAAUCUCGUACACGGAUCUAUAG
Molecule: messenger RNA, 453 nt
Organism: Cooperia oncophora
Lineage: Eukaryota; Metazoa; Nematoda; Chromadorea; Rhabditida; Trichostrongylidae
Source: the annotation of a GenBank genome assembly